Knipowitschia caucasica is the source of this 204-nucleotide messenger RNA. Lineage: Eukaryota; Metazoa; Chordata; Actinopteri; Gobiiformes; Gobiidae. The record is from the annotation of a GenBank genome assembly.
AUGUCAUGGAAGGUGACCAAAGAGAAGUUCUCCAAAGAACUGAAAGAGUCCGAUAAAAUAGAGAAAAAGAUUUGGACUCAUUAUGCUUCCUCCACCCUGGUUCCCCACAGCCACCCCAAGCGGUCUCCCCUCUCCACCACCAACUCCUCUUCCUUCCUGGACUCGGAGUUUCGCUAUGCCCUCUCCCCUCCCAUCUACGGCUAA